Molecule: messenger RNA, 1510 nt
Organism: Tripterygium wilfordii
Lineage: Eukaryota; Viridiplantae; Streptophyta; Magnoliopsida; Celastrales; Celastraceae
Product: aminoacyl tRNA synthase complex-interacting multifunctional protein 1
Exons: 12
Coding region: 96-1268 (390 amino acids)
Molecular function (GO): tRNA binding
Source: RefSeq, a predicted model, not a curated record
UCAACAUCUCCUAAACCCUAUCGAUCAAAGUUCGUCUCUGUCUGAGCGACCCUGAGAAAACCCAACUCGGAGAAGAAAUUGCUUUGCCAAGAAAAAUGUCUUCGGAAAGGAAGGAGCUCAUUUUGUCAUCUCUCUGUAAACACCUCUUGUUGGAUCCUAAAUUGUUUUUGGGUGACAUUGUGGAGAAUGAUAUCAAGGGCAUGUGCACAAAAGUUUUGAAGUCUUCGGGAAAUGAGGCUUCUUUGAAAUAUAAUGAUGAGAUCAUGAAGUGGAUAUCUUUUGCCGAGAGUUUUCCUGAUAACUCAAAGGAAUGUGUUGGUGCUCUCAAUGGGCUGAAUGAAGAAUUGGCUCAAAAGUCUGUUCUCCUGGGCAAUGGAUUCACGCCUUCUGUGGCUGACAGUAUUGUUUAUGCAGCAAUACACUCUGCUGUGAUUGGCCUUUCCAGUGCAGACAAGGAAAAGUUGCGGCAUGUGAUAAGAUGGGCAGAUUACAUCCAGAGCAAGGAAGAUUUCGAGGCCUUUUUUGAAAAGAUAAUUUUAAAGAAGAGUGAAUUUGAACCUCUGUUUCAGGGUGCAAAAAGUGUAGCUAAGGUGGAAGUAGAUUUGAAUGCAAAGAAGACCGUGGAAGACAAAAAGCACGCAGAUAAAUCAAAAGAUUCAAAACCAGACUCGAAUAUAAAGAAAAGUGAUGCCGAGAAAAAGGCUGCAAAAGGUAAAGAAGCUGCUCAAGAAAAGAAGAAAGCACCAGAAGCAGAUGCAGUUGAUAAAGACAAGGAAGUUGGUGUAAGUUUACUCAGCAUACAGGUUGGACUCAUUCGCAAAGCAUGGAAGCAUCCGUCUGCUGAUAGUUUACUUGUCGAGGAGAUUGAUGUUGGAGAAGCUAAAUUGCGGCAGGUGGUUAGUGGUUUGGCAAAGUAUUGCACUCCAGAAGUGUUGACGAAUCGCCGUGUUGUGCUGAUUACAAAUGUAAAACCCGGAAAGCUGCGGGAUGUGAUGUCUGAAGGACUGGUGCUUUGUGCUUCUAAUGAUGAUCAUACUUUGGUAGAGCCUUUGCUUCCUCCAGAAGGGGCCAAAGUUGGGGAACGAGUUUCAUUUUCUGGGAUUGAUGGAAAACCAGAGGAUGUUUUGAACCCAAAAAAGAAACAGCUAGAAAAGAUUACACCGCAUCUUUUCACCGAUGACAAUGGCGUAGCAACAUUCAAGGGGAUACCAUUUAUGACAUCUGGUGGACCAUGCAAAUCCUCAAUUCCAAAGGCAAGCAUCAAAUGAGUGAUCAGUUGGCCAUGCAAACUAAGUCGUUGAGUGAUCCAGAUUCCAGAUGUUUUGGUUUCAGUUUAAAGGUUUAUAUGUUAGCUGAUGAGAUCCAGUCAUGAUUUUGAUUUGCCUAGAUGAGUUAAUACUUGGUCUUUUAGCAUUUCACAUACAACUAACUGAUGAUGCUGAAAGCUAAAAAAACAUUAUCCUUAUUAAUGGAGGCCAGGCUUCAAAUCUUGGCUGGUUCCUAUUCUCGA